This is a messenger RNA of Pomacea canaliculata, 1042 nucleotides long. Its product is annotated as methyltransferase-like protein 23. The coding region runs from base 155 to 865 and encodes 236 amino acids. Lineage: Eukaryota; Metazoa; Mollusca; Gastropoda; Architaenioglossa; Ampullariidae. The record is from RefSeq and is a predicted model, not a curated record. The transcript is spliced from 6 exons. Gene Ontology annotation, cellular component: nucleus; cytoplasm.
UGUUCCUGGACUUUCGUCCGCCAUGAUUCAGACCUAAAUGCCACAUGCACCAUUAAUAAGAAAAUAAACUGUAGUUUUACGAUAUAAUUUUCAACUUAAAGUAUAAAAUGCACACAAGCUUGCCGUUAUCAAACACGUUGUCAAAACAAUCACAAUGAAUCCAAACAAUACGAUGUGCGAAUUUACAUCAACAAAAAUGUUUACCUUUACUGAUGAGGAUAGCGAAGAAUUACUAGAAGUUAUUAUUCCAGAGAUUGCUGAAGCAGCAUAUGGCAUGUAUACAUGGCCAUGCGCACCAGUGCUGGCUCAGUAUGUGUGGUAUCAUCGUCAUCGUUUGCAUGGGAAAAAUGUGUUGGAGAUAGGCAGUGGUACAGCUCUCACUGGUAUUGUGGCAGCUAAAUGUGGAGCCCAUGUGAUUCUCAGUGAUUCUGGUUUGCAUCCUGAAUGUCUGGAAAACUGUCACAGGAGUUGCAGAGCAAAUGGAUUAAUAGAUGUGGAGAUUACACCCAUAACUUGGGGCUUAAUCACACCCAAUUUUCUCAGUUUACCCCAAAUCCACUUCAUUUUUGGUUCUGACUGCUUUUAUGAUACAAAAGAUUUUGAAGAUGUGCUGGUAACAGUUUCUUUUCUGCUGCAUCAGAAUCCUUUGGCAGAGUUUUGGUGCACUUAUCAGGAAAGAAGUGCAUCAAGGUCCAUCAAGUUUUACUUACAGAAAUGGGGAUUACAAGCUGAAUUUGUGCCCACUGACACCUUUUUCACAAAGGAACAAACUAAUGAUGCUCCUGGACUUGACAGUGUCCACAUGAUUCUCAUAACGUUACUUACAGACAGCCAAGUACAGAUGUCUAGUGCUAUAUCUUCAUGAUGUUAAUAAAAAAAGUUAUGUUGCAUGUCUGAUAUGGUUGUACAUAGUCUUCUUUCAAGCUAAACAAUGCACACUUAAAACUUUGAAUUAUGCACAAGUUUAUUGAUUUUUCUACAGUCAACAGUAGUGAACAAUCUGCAAGCAGAUCUUGAACAAAUUUGGAAAACGAAAAAAAAA